Aspergillus ibericus CBS 121593 is the source of this 1785-nucleotide messenger RNA. Its product is annotated as asparagine synthetase domain-containing protein. The coding region runs from base 1 to 1785 and encodes 594 amino acids. Gene Ontology annotation, molecular function: asparagine synthase (glutamine-hydrolyzing) activity. The record is from RefSeq and is a predicted model, not a curated record. NCBI's taxonomy places the organism in Eukaryota, Fungi, Ascomycota, Eurotiomycetes, Eurotiales, Aspergillaceae. The transcript has 2 exons.
AUGUGUGGGAUUUUCUUCUCUCUAAGCGCUUCACGAGCUGUGCUUCCGAACGAGGAAACUUCUCGCUUAUUGCGGCAACGAGGCCCGGACAACUACCAUGUUCAUAAUGUUGAACGAAAGGUGACCAAUGCACGGUCUAGCAAUGAGGAGCCCAUUGCUAUUCACCUAACCUUUGUUUCCACAGUCCUGUCGAUGAGGGGUGAUGUCCUUGUUCCUCAGCCGCUAGUGGAUCCUGCAACCCAGUCCGUGUUAUGCUUCAAUGGAGACGCCUGGAAGAUAGCAGGUGAACCGAUCCAGGGCAACGAUGCGGAGCUGAUCUUCAAGCUGUUACUGCAGGCUGUAAACCCCAAUUCGAAUACAAGUUUGUCAGCGGACACUUGUACGAAUGCUGUCCAGGGUGUCCUGGACGUUAUCAGUAGCAUAUCCGGCCCCUUUGCCUUUGUGUUCUAUGAUGCGGUCAAUUCGAAGCUUUUCUUCACCAGGGACUCUCUUGGAAGACGCUCUCUACUCCAAGGUGUCGAUGAGGCCGGGACUCUCAAGAUAUGCAGUCUCUGCGAUGGCACGUCUUCUACCCACUUCAGUGAGGUCGAGACCGAUGGAGUAUAUAUGGUUGACUUAGAAAAUGCUAUUUUCCAGGACGACUCGGCUUCGACCAGUGCCGGCACUCCCUCGUUUACUCCGAAUUGCAUACAAACACUAUUCUGGGAUCAGAAACGAUCGGAUUCUUCUCUUCUCCUUAAAACCCCGAUCCUCCCCAUGAAUAGGUCUACACCAGAAGGUGCACCUCCUUCGCUGAAUAUCGAAACCGUUGCCGUCAAAGACCUCGAACAGAAGCUGCGUCAAUCAUUGGCACUACGUAUCCAGAACGUGCGCGAGCCACCCACUACAUCUUCGGGGAGCAAUGUGAAAGUUGCUGUACUGUUUUCAGGAGGUCUUGAUUGCACCUUACUUGCUAGGCUCUCCCAUGAGAUCCUCCCAGAGAGUGAGGUCAUCGACUUACUCAACGUUGCGUUCGAAAACCCGCGUGUUGCGGCCGCCGCGGCAAGUAAAGGAGAGACAGCUGUUUCCGUGUAUGAGAACUGCCCCGAUCGUGUCACCGGCCGGGCAGCGUUUGCCGAAUUGCAACGAGUAUGUCCCGGUCGCAACUGGCGGUUCGUUGCAAUAGAUAUUCCAUACGUGGAAACUGUUGCGCAUCGCGAUACUGUCAAACGGUUGAUGCGACCCCACAAUACGGAGAUGGAUUUAUCCAUUGCCUGCGCACUAUAUUUCGCUUCUCGUGGACAAGGUCUGGCGUAUGACAGUCGACAGGGCGCCCAGCCCGCACAAUAUACGACCUCUGCCCGUGUACUCCUGUCUGGCCUUGGUGCCGAUGAGUUGUUUGCAGGAUACUCAAGGCAUGGGAUAGCAUUCUCUCGAAAUGGAUUCGCGGGCCUCAUUGACGAAAUCAAUCUCGAUGUCAGUCGCCUUGGCAAGCGCAACCUCGGUCGUGACAACCGCGUCAUUGCACACUGGGGCCGCGAAGCAAGGUUUCCCUUCCUGGACGAAGAGUUCGUAUCCUGGGUGGUGCAGCUCCCUGUCUGGGAGAAGUGUGGUUUUGGGACCCCUUCGCCGGCAGAAGACUCACCAGAGGCAGGGCUUGAGUCGGAGAAGAAGGCCCUCCGUCUAGUUGCUCUGAGGCUCGGCAUGACGAACGUGGCUCGGGAAAAGAAGCGCGCAAUCCAGUUCGGAUCCCGAACGGCCAAGAUGGAGAAAAGCAAAGUAAAAGGGACCGACGCACUCACCUGA